Molecule: messenger RNA, 2217 nt
Organism: Aspergillus terreus NIH2624
Lineage: Eukaryota; Fungi; Ascomycota; Eurotiomycetes; Eurotiales; Aspergillaceae
Product: Zn(II)2Cys6 transcription factor
Exons: 3
Coding region: 1-2217 (738 amino acids)
Biological process (GO): positive regulation of transcription by RNA polymerase II
Cellular component (GO): nucleus
Molecular function (GO): transcription cis-regulatory region binding; zinc ion binding; DNA-binding transcription factor activity, RNA polymerase II-specific
Source: RefSeq, a predicted model, not a curated record
AUGGCGCAUUCGUUCCCCUCAUCCCAGACCUCCCUAACCGGCUACCUUCCUGGUGCCCUUCAACCCCUCCAGGAGCCUUCACCUCUCUCCGCAUACUCUCUCCUGGGGCCUGGUCAGUACCCCGAGAGUGUCGCCCUCUGGCACAACCCCUCGCCGCAAGCCCCGCCGCAAGCCCUCCCGCGACCCCCUCCUUCGGCUGCCUCACAACCCGCUCUCGCCGUCCCCGCCCCGCCCUCCUACCCGUCGGCACCGAAGCCCGAUCAGAAGAAGCACAAGCGCACCCGAAGCGGCUGCUUCACCUGUCGCUCGCGUCGCAUCAAAUGCGACGAGUCUCGUCCCGUCUGCGAUCGAUGCCGCAAAGGAAAUCGCGAGUGCGUCUACCCGGCCCCAGGCUCGACCGGCGCCGCCUCCAAGUCGGCAUCUCGCUCCGGUGUCAAGUCCAAGUCCGCUCGACCGCAAUCGCAUGGCAGUGACUCGUCCGGUCUGGUGGAACCGGAAGAUGUGCGCGCCUUAGAGACCAUCGCCGACGAAGAGGAGGAAGAGGACGGGAGCGUGGCAUCCAGCUCGCGGCUCUCGCCCUCCAUGGGCUCUGGGGGCGCCCGUCAGAAAGCCGGACUUCCUAGGAAACUCAGCACUCAGUCCCUGAGAAAACGUCAGAUCAAACAACAACCCACGCCCGCGCCGACAGCAUCCGACACACCAGGAUCGGUGAAAGAAGCCAGUAGUUCGCCCUCGACCGAGGCGUCGUCGAGAUUCGAGUCGACCAGUGCACGGUCGGCCAGUAUCAGCCUCUUCCCCACCGAUGCCUUCGGCUUCCCCAGUACCGCCCAUUUACCCGAUGAUCUGCAAUUCUACCUCUCGUUCUAUCAGGAAUCCUUGACAUAUCGACAUUUCUUCCUGCGCGCCGGGAGUACUCAUUUCGUCCACCAUAGUAUAAUCGAGCUCGCCCUGCAGUAUGAUCCUCUUCUGUAUGCGGUUGUCGGGUUCGCUGCAUAUCAUCAUUGCGUUCAGACCGGCGAAGGAAAGCUCUACACUUUCCUGAAACAUUAUAACACAGCGUUGAAGAUGCUGCGAAAGUCACUCAGCACGGGCGAGGCUCACAGUGAGGCGACCUUGAUCACUGUUCUCGUCCUGACAACCUUUGAGGAAUUCGUAGGGGACUGGGUCAAUCUGAUCGAUCACCACCAAGCCGCCCACGCUUUGAUCCGCGAACUCUUAACUCCAGAGUCGAUCUCGACCAACGAACUCCACAACCACAUCUUCCUCUGGUACUCCCGUUUCGACGUGGUUGCCGGCAUCUUGGCCGGCAAUGAAGCGGUACUAGGUCGAGAGUGGUAUCUUGCGAAGGAACAGUACGACGAGCAACAAGCGGCGGCCUAUCCGGACGAUGCAGAGAAGCAGCUCGCCCUGGCUGCGUCGAUCAAUCGCCGAUUCGGUCUGGAAAUGGCAUCAUUAUAUGCAAAACUGUCGCGGCAGAUGAUCCCCAUUGACCAAUUCAUGGUUCAGAACGAACUAUUAGGGCAGAUUAUUGAAAGGAGUCGAGCUAUUUUGGAGCGCUUCACCGACUCGGAGUACACCGUAUGGGAGCACCCUGAUCGGCAACCUCUCACAGAUGACGAUGUGGUCGAUCCAUAUCUCCCCGGUCUCCUGCAUUCUGGGCCGUUGUGGGAUGUCAACGUGGCAUGGAUCGACUACUACUCCACGAAACAGAUGUACAAGUAUCAAUGUCUGCUGUCCGUGAAGCAAUCGUCCCUGGAAGAGCUCGCGGAUCUCUCCAUGCGACAGUGCCAGUUGAUUGAAGCGAUCGCACGGUGGCCCGAGAAAGAAAACGGCUGGAUGUUUUCUUUCAAGAACAGCGUGGGGAUGGUCGCUUUAUUUGGGCCCAAAGAUGAGAAACAUGUGAUGUGGAGUCGGAGGAAGUUUGCGCUGAUGGAGCAAAGCGGAUACGCGAUCGCCCCCAAGUUCCGCGAAGUGCUAGCCACCGUCUUCCAGCUACCCGAACUCAACCACUGGUGGCUGCCCAAUGAUGAAGGAUAUCCGGAGAUCAUUCGAGAGGUGCGCGCGAUGACGGAAGAACGCACCACGAAUCCUCGCGAUAACUUCCGCGAGAGCGUGCGUGACAUGCGGACGUUGUUCUGGAACAUCAGCCUCGAUGACACCGAGAGCGAGAACAGCCCAGCUUCUACGACCGGCACCGGGGGCGACAAUAAUCGGUGA